AUGGCAAUCCGGAACGUGGCUCUCGUCGGCGCCAAUGGCAACCUUGGCGGUCCCAUUCUGGAUGCCCUGAUCGCCUCAAAGGCCUUUAUCAUUACCGUCCUCCAGCGGGCAUCAUCCGGGUCAAACCCCACCUCGGACCCUAGCGUGCGCGUCGUCUCCGUGGACAAUGACAUGACAUACGAGAGUCUCGUCGACGGCCUGCAGGGCCAAGAUGCCUGCAUAGCCAGCUUUCCACUCAGGGACACUAGCCAGCACCUCCGGCUAGCUGACGCUGCAGCGGCUGCUGGCGUGAAGCGCUUCAUCCCCGCGGACUACGGCAGUUGCGACUCGAGCAGUAAGCGAGCUCAGGAACUCGUGCCUCUUUUUCUAAACAAAGUACGGGUGCGGGAGCGUUUACAGGAGCAUGCGGCCAGAACCCCCAGCUUCACUUGGACGAGUCUGGUGGCCGGCCACUUCUUCGACUGGGGCUUGAAAGAGAACUUUCUGCAUUUUGACCUGAAGGCCAAGACUGUCGACAUCCUGGACGACGGGACUCGCAGGAGCUCCACCUCGACUCUUGUGCGGAUCGCCCAUGCUGUGGCCAAAGUGCUCACAGAUGAGCAGGUAGGUCGCAACAAGACGCUCUUCAUACAGAGCUUCUGCGUCUCGCAGCUCGACGUGCUCGCGUCACUCGAAAAGACCACCGGCGAGAAGUGGAGAGUCAACUGGCUCAAGUCGGAUGACUUCAUCCGGGAGAACAAGGCCAAGGCCGACGCUGGGGAGAGGGCGGCGAUUGAGCACCUCGUCUGGGCACUCGGGGUCGUGGACGGCGACUGGGAGAAGAAGGAUGGGUUUGCCAUGGAAGCGCUCGGGCUUCAGAAUGAGGACCUGGAUGAGGCAGUCAAAAGUGUCGUUUCCAAGAUCCCUUAA
Molecule: messenger RNA, 909 nt
Organism: Neoarthrinium moseri
Lineage: Eukaryota; Fungi; Ascomycota; Sordariomycetes; Amphisphaeriales; Apiosporaceae
Exons: 1
Coding region: 1-909 (302 amino acids)
Molecular function (GO): oxidoreductase activity
Source: RefSeq, a predicted model, not a curated record